AUGAAUAUUUGUGAAGUUGGAAAUUUCAGUUUUCUCUUCAACUCCACUCGUUAAGUAUAAUCUUUUAAUUUACUUGUGCCCAAUUCUCAAUAUACUUAUAAAUGCCCCAAUAAAAAAUAAUUAUUAGAUCUCGAAGUAAUAAGUAAGGGUCGAAAUUGUCAUCUCCUAGAGGUGAUCUAACUGACACUUAAACCAAAGUAUCAACUUUAAUCUAAAAUAACUUAGUUGAUUGAGAGACUAAUGAGUCGAUAAAAGAAUGGAGUAAAUAAGGAAGAACAACAAUUUUAAUCAUAUUUCGAGCAUUUGGGAGGUAUAGAUAUUAAGGAGUGA
Molecule: messenger RNA, 330 nt
Organism: Paramecium tetraurelia
Lineage: Eukaryota; Ciliophora; Oligohymenophorea; Peniculida; Parameciidae
Exons: 2
Source: RefSeq, a predicted model, not a curated record